AUGGCCGAAUCAUUGGCUGAGCCUGUUUUGAAGAAUCUGACAAAUAAGCCCUUUCCGGAUGUGCGCCCACAUACUUGGCAGCUGCUUAGCGUCCUUUGCAGGUCCCGAAAGGCAGCACAGCAAGCCCUGCAGUCCCCAGAGCUCCGGAACCUCUUGCUCAAUUUCCAGUCGGAGGCCAGCACUGAUGCCCGGCAUGCCAAGCACAACUUGGUCAAGACCUUGGUGGACUGCCAUGCGCAGUGGAUUGGCGGGCUCUUGGACUCUGAGGUGAUGGACCUGAUGUUGCAGUUUGCGGAGCAAGGGCCCUACUGGGUUCCACGCAGUGCUGGGACAACAAUGAAGGAUGAAGCUGCCUGA
Molecule: messenger RNA, 357 nt
Organism: Durusdinium trenchii
Lineage: Eukaryota; Dinophyceae; Suessiales; Symbiodiniaceae
Source: the annotation of a GenBank genome assembly